Cladocopium goreaui is the source of this 1593-nucleotide messenger RNA. Lineage: Eukaryota; Dinophyceae; Suessiales; Symbiodiniaceae. The record is from the annotation of a GenBank genome assembly.
AUGGCAUUUCGUCGCUUUGCACUGUUCAGCUGGUGCCUUUCGUGUUUGUGCACUGGGGAAGUUCGAGAAAGCCCCGGCAUCUCCAAUGAGACUCUCGCAGAUUAUUUGAAGACUCGCGCUGAGUUCUUAAAGCAUGAGGAUGCUCUAGCAGAUGGAUCUGGCACGAAGCUCACUUCGGAUGAAAUCCGCUUCGAUAGUUGGCUUCGUUCAACGGUGCAGAGUAUGAUCGCUCAGUACAAGAAGGAACGUUUAGUGGAUCGCUUCGUUCCGGCCACUUAUUUUCCGCGCAUCCGAGCUCACAUCGAGAACACCACCCUGUACAAGGUGCUUCGGGAAAUGCCAAAGGGCGGUGCCCUUCACCUCCACUUUGCUUCUGCGUCUUCCUUGGAGUGGGUGGUGAAGCAAGGCUUGGACUUGCCUGGCUGCUACGUCUUCUGGCCAAACAAAACCAGCAAUGUCUCAGAGACUUUGCCCGUGGGUUCCCUGGCAUUCUUCAACUCUACUCAGGUGAAGCCACAAGGCUUCUUCCCAGCUCAUGAGCUCAGUAGAGAGAAAGACUUCCGAGAGAAGUUGCUGAAGUUGCUGACGAUUCAUGAAGAGGAUGAGGGCCUGACCUCUCCGGAGAUUUGGAAGAAAUUUGCAGACAUUUUUGUUCGCGUGACGGGAUUCUUCACCAACCGAAAGGCGGUCGAGGAGUACUUUGUUGCAACUGCCCAAGAAUUCCUGGCCGACAAUGUGACGCACUUGGAGUUCCGCGUUGACCUCUUCCAUGACCAGGGCGCUCUCUUCGACCUCGAUGGUCGUGAAUAUCGAGGAGCUGCUGCGAUGGAUGUGUUCCAGAAGCAGAUUGACCGUUUGCAUGUUACGUCGCCUGACCUGACAGUGAAGCUCAUUGGUUCCAGCGUCCGCUUCCGAAAUUCCUCCGAGAUUUGGAAAGAUUUGGAGUUUGCGAUGCAGGUGAAAGCUCAGCGCCCAGAUAUCUUGGUGGGUUGGGAUGCUCCGGGUGAGGAGGAUGCUGGACAUCCCACUCUGGACUACGCGAAGCAGCUCUUGGAGUUCAGGGACCUGUCCAGAAAGAAGGGCAUCGACCUUCCUUUGAUGCUGCACGAUGGUGAGAGCGAUUGGUCUACAAUGAACACAGUGGAUGCCGUUUUGCUGGGUGCCAAACGUUUGGGCCAUGGCUUCAACAUCGUGCGUCAUCCUUUGCUGAUGGAGGAGGUCCGGAAGCGCGGCGUUGCCAUUGAAGUUUGCCCCAUUAGCAACCAAGUGCUUCGCUACGUCACCGAUCUCCGUAUCCACCCGGGCGUGGAGAUGCUGAAGAAUGGUUUGCCAGUGGUUAUCUCAUCAGAUGAUCCUGGCAUUUGGAGCGCCAGAGGUCUCUCUCACGACUUCUGGGAGGCCACUGUUGCUUGGCAGCUCAGUGCUCGAGACUUGAAGACUCUCGUGCGAAACUCGAUUCAGUACAGUGGCUUAGAAGCUACUGAGAAGCAGAAAGUGAUGGCCAAUUGGAAACGGAACUGGAAGCAGUUCAUGGCCAGAUGGCGGUCAUUUGAAGUGAGCGAAGUGAGCGAAGUGCGUGAAGUACUUAUUUGA